GUUUUUCAAUUGAUGAUCGCAUACGGUAACGAUGGUAUUUGUAUUUGAUUUGAUUUGUAAUUUUUAUACUGUGCAUCUAUUGACCUCGUCGGAUUGAUGGGCUUUUACACUCCAAAUGGUUGGCGCUUAUUACUCAUGGAUCAUACGCAUAAGUUAUUUAUAUAGUAAUUAUAAUAAAGUUUUAUCUGUUGUGCCUGUACGACUGCGCUGGAGAUUGCUGUUGGUUAUCGCUAUUAGAUCUAUUGCUCAGAUUGUCGCAGCCUCUGGUAAAGUUACAAAAUUUUCAAUUCUGUCGUACCCACGAUGUGUUGAUAGUGCUGUGAUGUUGGUUUUUUUUAGCCGGUGUUUGCCCUCCCUUACUGUUCGCCAUUCCUCCGAAAUGGUACUCCUGUCAAACCUCGAUUCCACAAGAUCUUACCAAGGGACAAUUGUCGUAAUAUGCUCAAUGCUUUGCAUUACGCAUCUUACAAUUAUCAAUGAAAAAUGUAUAAUCUGUAUUUUAAAUAACUCGUAAACAAACAAAUAAUUUAUCUGGCAUAACAAUACGAUGUUCAAUACAAUUUCUUAUUAUUUAUAUAUAUGUCAAUUUAUCAAUUGUUAAAUAUGUUAUCUCAACAUAAUAAUCAUGUAAUGUAUAAUUAAAUACAAUAAACUAAAAAAGAUCACUAAAAGUGCUGACAACAAUAUCCCUGGAUUGGGGUACUAUCAUUUUACUAUAAAAAGCACUGAAACUCUUUCAGACUAGAGGGAGUGACGGACAGAGAGAGAGUUGGCUUUCUCCGAAUUGAAAUAAGAAUAAAAAGAAACAAUUAUCAGUCAUAGCCCUGUGUUGUUGUCGGCUGACUUUUACGCGUUUUAUUUAUAAAUGAAAAUAACUUGUUUUAAUUAUUUAUCUUUUGAAGAAGUGCGAAUUAAAUACUUUUAAACAUAUAAAAACAUAUCGAGAUAUUUAUCAAAUCAUUUUACAGCAAUUUGCAAGAAUAAAAGAAGUAAGUAAUUUUAUGUUAUCCCAAUUAUUUGGAGUUAAUAAAUUUGAGUAAAGGAUGACAAAGCAAUAGAUCAUUUAUUAAAUUAAUAUC
This is a messenger RNA of Daktulosphaira vitifoliae (grape phylloxera), 1079 nucleotides long. RefSeq lists its product as uncharacterized. The transcript has 4 exons. NCBI's taxonomy places the organism in Eukaryota, Metazoa, Arthropoda, Insecta, Hemiptera, Phylloxeridae. The record is from RefSeq and is a predicted model, not a curated record. The coding region runs from base 116 to 514 and encodes 132 amino acids.